This is a messenger RNA of Paramecium pentaurelia, 522 nucleotides long. The record is from the annotation of a GenBank genome assembly. Lineage: Eukaryota; Ciliophora; Oligohymenophorea; Peniculida; Parameciidae.
AUGGCUUAGAAUAAAAUUCAUAAGAGAGUAGCAAUCUUUGAAGCUGAAGGAGGUUCAGAUAAAACUUGGAAUGGACAUAGAAAGCAUACAAUGCCAAUUUUUUAAGCCUUUAAGGAAUUAGAAUGGACUGCUGAAGUCAUCUUUUUUAGAGAUGAAUGGAAAGAAGCAAUCAUAAAAUAUGUGAUUGAGAAUUGUGAUGCUUAUAUUCCAAGAAUCAAUACAGGAAAUCUUCCAAAUGGUGAAGCUGUCUUCAAUCAAGCUUUAAGAGAAAUGUGUGCUGCUGGAGUAGUUGGUACACCACAUCCAGACACUCUUAUGAAAUAUGAUUCUAAAUUGAGUCUUGUAGACUUAAAUAAAACUCCACUUUCUCCAGCUGAUACAGUAGCUUAUUUCAAAUGGGAUGAGUUAGUUAAGAAUUUCCCACUUUCUUUGACAAAUGGAGAAAGAGUUCUUAAAUAAAAUAGAGGAUCUACAGGAGAAGGAAUUUGGAGAGUUUAAGUUGCUGAAGGAGUUUGAGUUGUU